Molecule: messenger RNA, 1134 nt
Organism: Indicator indicator
Lineage: Eukaryota; Metazoa; Chordata; Aves; Piciformes; Indicatoridae
Gene: SNRNP40
Product: small nuclear ribonucleoprotein U5 subunit 40
Exons: 10
Coding region: 1-1134 (377 amino acids)
Cellular component (GO): catalytic step 2 spliceosome
Molecular function (GO): RNA binding; protein binding
Source: RefSeq, a predicted model, not a curated record
AUGAUCGAGCAGCAGAAGCGGAAGGUCCCGGGCAGCGGCCCUGGCCCGGGCCCCGCUCCCGGCCCCGCUCCCGCCUCCGGCGCCGCCCCUGGUCCCGACCUCCCGCUUGUUCCUGUGGCGGCCAAGCGGCCCCGCCAUGAGCUGCCCGGAGCGCCGGGCACCGGUGGGGCACAGCCCGCCCCCGGGGCCCUGCUGCAGGCGGGCCCAACCCGCUGCUCCUCCCUGCAGGCCCCCAUCAUGCUGCUCUCAGGGCACGAAGGAGAGGUUUACUGCUGCAAGUUCCACCCCAAUGGCAACACCCUGGCCUCUGCUGGCUUCGACAGGCUCAUCUUGCUGUGGAAUGUCUAUGGGGACUGUGAUAACUUUGCCACGCUGAAGGGGCACAGUGGAGCUGUCAUGGAGCUGCACUACAACACUGAUGGCAGCAUGCUCUUCUCAGCAUCCACAGACAAAACCGUGGCUGUGUGGGACAGUGAGACUGGGGAGAGAGUGAAGAGGCUGAAGGGCCACACCUCCUUUGUCAACUCCUGCUACCCAGCCAGGAGAGGACCCCAGCUGGUCUGCACGGGCAGUGAUGAUGGCACUGUGAAGCUGUGGGACAUCAGGAAGAAAGCUGCUGUCCAGACCUUUCAGAACACCUACCAGGUCCUGGCUGUGACUUUCAAUGACACCAGUGAUCAGAUCAUAUCUGGAGGCAUUGACAAUGACAUUAAGGUGUGGGACCUGCGCCAGAACAAGCUGACGUACAGCAUGCGGGGACACGCGGACUCGGUCACGGGCCUCAGCCUCAGCUCAGAGGGCUCCUACCUGCUCUCCAAUGCCAUGGACAACACAGUUCGCAUCUGGGACGUGAGGCCCUUUGCCCCCAAAGAGAGAUGUGUGAAGAUCUUCCAAGGGAAUGUGCACAACUUUGAGAAGAAUCUUCUGAGGUGCUCCUGGUCCCCAGAUGGGAGUAAAAUUGCUGGAGGAUCAGCUGACAGGUUUGUCUACGUGUGGGACACCACAUCCAGGAGGAUUCUGUACAAGCUGCCAGGCCAUGCUGGCUCAGUCAAUGAGUUGGCUUUCCACCCAGAGGAGCCCAUCAUCCUGUCUGCAUCCAGUGACAAGAGGCUAUACAUGGGGGAGAUCCAGUGA